Coffea arabica (coffee) is the source of this 1355-nucleotide messenger RNA. RefSeq lists its product as uncharacterized. NCBI's taxonomy places the organism in Eukaryota, Viridiplantae, Streptophyta, Magnoliopsida, Gentianales, Rubiaceae. The record is from RefSeq and is a predicted model, not a curated record.
GUUAACAACUAUAACGGAGUUUCACUCUCUACUUGGUUUGAUUCUGCACUCCUUGUUGACCCACCCAUACAGGAAGCAAGAGAGUUGAAAAAUUGGUUCAAUGCUUUUUCCUUUACUUUUUUCAUAAGUAUACAAUACAACCUGUUCUCAUUUCUUUUUCCUUAUUCCCUCAUUUCAUCGUUCUUUGUGUAAGGCAAUGAGAAAUACUAAAUUAAUUGCGAGCCUAAUUGAAACAAAGGCUUACAUUAAAUACAAUCCUGAACUCUUUCUGAAAGCAGACCAGAAGACUACUUUAAUUAGUAAUAUUUCUCUGUCGCAGAAGGUGCUGGGACUCUUUUGCUGAUUAUCUACUUUUCUUAAAAUUGCGCGUGCAUAUUUAGCUUCUAAUCUUAUAUCUGGUUACCUUUUAGACUGCACUGGUCAAGGCAAACAUCUCUUUUGAAAACAUUUUUCAGAAAUAUUGGUAUAUGAGCUGUGGAAAAUGUAACCGUGCUACUGCAGCAGACUACGGCAUUGAGUUCACCAGCAAUUCAUGCAAAGAGAAGAGCCCUGCUGUGCCCAGAUGCCGGUUCGACAUUGAUUUAAGUGAUGCCAGUGGAGUUAUACCAGCCUCCGUCUUUGGAGACCUGGCAGAGAAACUUCUCACAUUCACCGCCCUUGAAGCAAUGGAUCAUUUUAACCAGAAUCAGGAGCUUCCACUUGAGCUUGUUCACAAUGGCCUGAAAACAAAGACAUUUCUGCUUCAUCUUAAACCAGUCCAGACUCAAUUAGCAGAUGCCAGGCAACGUUAUACGGUUUUGCAUUAUUCUGAACUUGAACAAGGAAUUGAUUCUGCUCAUCCAAUGGAACAACCAGCUGCUUUGCCUAUCUCAGCUGAACACAGAAUUGAGACUGCUCAACUGCUGACUCCAGGAGAAAGCAACUCUGGCUCAAAAGCUCGCCUCCACCUCACUGAUAAGUUUGAUGAAGCCGAAACUGCUGGCGCUGAUGACUUUCUGAUUGCUACUGAGAAUUCCAACAAGAGAACAAAAUUGGGAUGAAUCACCUUUAUCCCUUCUUGGACCGAUGGAAUUUGGAUAUUUUUUGAACUUUUUGUCUGCACUUGUAGAUGCAAAACAGCAGAUUGUUUGUUGCUUUUGAAUGUGCUGCUGCUAUAACUGUAAACCUUUUGCCUUUUGUGUAUCGUCAUCUGUUAAUCAGCUUUUGUAUCAUCAUUUAAUAUUGAUGCUUACUCUUGUAUCAUUGUUCCUGCCAGCCCUCCAAAGAUGAACUGCAAUCUUCGAUCCUGGAUAUCACGAAGAUUUUUGCAAAAAUCUUUGGAUUCCUGGCAAGAAACCUGCUUUGUGCAUCAUGUC